Messenger RNA from Penicillium brevicompactum, 459 nucleotides. RefSeq lists its product as uncharacterized. The transcript is spliced from 2 exons. The record is from RefSeq and is a predicted model, not a curated record. Bases 1 to 459 code for a protein of 152 amino acids. NCBI's taxonomy places the organism in Eukaryota, Fungi, Ascomycota, Eurotiomycetes, Eurotiales, Aspergillaceae.
AUGGUCUGUUUGUCUUCUGUCUCGCUUCGAUUGCUUCUACCAAACUGCCUGCAGGUAUUUUGGGAACCGACAAUAGAGCGAAAGAUAGACGAGAAUCUAGAGCGAACGAUCCCAAAUUCUGCCAGCCCCUAUACACUGAAUGAACCUGCGGUAUAUGAGCCCGAAAGUACCAAACCUGCAUCUAGCCUCAGAAGGCCUCCACCAGUUUACAGUCCAAAGCCGACGGAGAAAGCAGAAGCGUCAAAAAUCAGUUCAAUUGAAGACUAUCAUGACAUAUCACAGACGGACUCUAUGCAAUCAGACGACAACAUGGAUAGCCAAAUCAUUAUGCUCCCUCGCAUCCCUCCAAACAUUCGAUUUGUUAAAGGCAAGAUUAUGAGAACGGAAUACACUGAUUUCUCCACUCCUCAAUCACACGGUGGAAAGAAGAUUGCCCCUGAAGAUGGUGCAGAAUACUAG